Messenger RNA from Oikopleura dioica, 759 nucleotides. The record is from the annotation of a GenBank genome assembly. Lineage: Eukaryota; Metazoa; Chordata; Appendicularia; Copelata; Oikopleuridae.
AUGGUGAUGGAGACGGACGAGAUUGUCGGAAAAAUUCUUGAUAAAUUAGAAGAACAUGAUAUUGUGAACGAUACUCUCGUGAUUUUCAUGUGCGACAAUGGACCAACUGUAACUGGGAAGAAAAUUCUUAGCAACUGGGGGCAUAGUCAAUGGCGACUUGAUUUGCCGGAAUCUACUGGUGGACCGGCAAGAACUGUUGAACUCAAGGGUUACAAAAAUACAAUGGGAGAGGCAAGUCAUAGGACUCCAUUUUUAUGGCGCUAUCCGAAGAAAUUCGAGCCCAGAACCAUCUACGAGCCAAAGGUUCAAGUUUCCACAGUCGACAUCUACGCCACCCUUGCCGACUUAAUCGACUACGACUUGGGCUGCAACGAAGCACCAGACAGCAGAAGCCUCUUAUCAUACCUAGAAACAGGCGAAGCCAGCUACGAAGUGAAAAAGAAACCGAUUCUGACACAUGCUUACACUCCCGGAGUCGAAUCAGAUCUGAAAAAUGCCGCCAUUCGAAAAGAAAACAUGAAAUACAUUCCUGGAUCAGAGGAACUGUACAAUAUCGAAUUCGAUCCAGAGGAGAACCACAAUGUUUUCCACAAAUCAUGGAACCCCGAAAACAACGAAGACAGAAUUAAGUUCAUCGCGUAUUUGGACGACUACAUGAAAGACUGGCUGAACCACAUUGAUGCGCGAGAAGAGGCGACCAAGAGAGGCCGAGAUCAAGAGAACUGCUAUCCGCAAUUCGAACGAUUCAACUGGUUGUAA